Messenger RNA from Pantherophis guttatus, 5674 nucleotides. It is a transcript of the gene USP47, whose product is annotated as ubiquitin specific peptidase 47. Gene Ontology annotation, cellular component: nucleus; cytosol. Gene Ontology annotation, molecular function: cysteine-type deubiquitinase activity. Lineage: Eukaryota; Metazoa; Chordata; Lepidosauria; Squamata; Colubridae. Gene Ontology annotation, biological process: protein deubiquitination. The record is from RefSeq and is a predicted model, not a curated record.
UUGGCUGAGUGGAAGGGUAGGGGGGCCGGGCGAUAGGGGGGAGGGAGGGAAAGGACGGUUAGGAGAAGAGAAAAGCGGAGAGAGGAACAUGAGGAUGAGUCUCCCGCGACACCCUUCGCCGCCUUCUCCCUCCACCACCACCACCACCACCUCCUCUUCUUCCUCCGGAGGCUCUUCUUGCUGACGACGACUCCCCGCCCGAGUCCUCCGAGUCCUCCUCCCCCCCCCCGCCGGCCCCAAGCUGGCUGCGCCACUGGCCAUGGUGCCCAGCGAAGACAACCAGCUGGUCCCUAAAGAGGAGAUGCUUUGGAGAUGCAGACAGAAUAUAUUUGAUGAAAUGAAGAAGAAAUUUUCACAGAUUGAAAAUGCUGCUGAUGAACUUAGAGUGCUUUGUAUAAUACAAGAUACUACCAAUGCUAAAACAGUGAAUGAGCGCAUCACAUUGAAUUUGCCAGCUUCCACCACAGUAAAAAAACUAUUUGAAGAUAUAGCCUCCAAAGUGGGCUAUGUUAAUGGAACAUUUGAUUUAAUUUGGGGAAAUGGAGUCAAUGUUGCUAAUACGACACCACUGGAUCAUUUGAGUGAUAAAUCUGUUGUUGAUUCUGGUUUUGAACCUGGGAAAAAGAAUUUUCUGCAUUUGACGGAUAAAGAUGGAGAACAACCUCAAGUGGUAUUGGAGGAGUCUGGUGGAUCAGAUGACCACAAUCCUGAUAGAUUUAUAGGUCCUCUACCAAGAGAAGGUUCAGUUGGCUGUUCCAGUGAUUACGUCAGUCAGAAUUACUCUUAUUCAUCAAUUCUGAGCAAAUCGGAAACGGGAUAUGUGGGUCUAGUAAAUCAGGCAAUGACCUGUUAUUUGAACAGUCUUCUACAAACUCUUUAUAUGACUCCUGAAUUUAGAAAUGCAUUAUAUAGAUGGGAAUUUGAAGACUCUGAAGAAGAUCCAGUGACAAGCAUCCCUUACCAACUUCAAAGAUUGUUUGUUUUAUUGCAGACCAGCAAAAAGAGAGCAAUUGAAACUACAGAUGUUACACGAAGCUUUGGAUGGGAUAGUAGUGAGGCAUGGCAGCAGCAUGAUGUGCAGGAACUCUGUAGAGUCAUGUUUGAUGCUUUGGAACAAAAAUGGAAACAAACAGAGCAGGCUGAUCUCAUAAAUCAGCUCUACCAAGGCAAGCUGAAGGACUAUGUAAGAUGCCUGGAAUGUGGCUAUGAGAGCUGGAGAAUUGAUACUUACCUGGAUAUUCCAUUGGUUAUUCGACCUUAUGGCGCCAAUCAGGCCUUUGCUAGCGUGGAGGAAGCUCUACAUGCUUUUAUUCAGCCUGAGAUCCUUGAUGGUGCCAAUCAGUAUUUCUGUGAACGAUGCAAGAAGAAAUGUGAUGCAAGAAAGGGAUUGCGAUUCUUGCAUUUUCCUUAUUUGCUGACCUUGCAGUUAAAAAGAUUUGAUUUUGAUUAUACCACUAUGCAUAGGAUAAAACUUAACGACCGUAUGACAUUUCCUGAAGAGCUAGAUAUGGGCUCAUUCAUUGAUAUUGAAGAUGAGAAGUCUCCUCAAACAGAGAGCUGCACUGAUAGUGGAGCAGAGAAUGAAGGCAGUUGUCACAGUGAUCAGAUGAGUAAUGACUUUUCUAAUGACGAUGGCAUUGAUGAAGGAAUAUGUCUUGAAAACAAUAGUGCUGCUGAAAGAAUUUCAAAAGUUGUCAAUGAAAAGAAUUCAUUACUAUAUGAAUUAUUUUCUGUUAUGGUUCAUUCGGGAAGUGCAGCUGGCGGUCACUAUUAUGCAUGCAUAAAAUCCUUUAGUGAUGAUCAGUGGUACAGUUUCAAUGAUCAGCAUGUUAGCAAGAUAACUCAUGAAGACAUUAAGAAAACUUACGGUGGAUCAUCUGGAAGUCGUGGCUACUACUCCAGUGCUUUUGCAAGCUCGACAAAUGCAUAUAUGCUUAUAUAUAGACUAAAGGAUACAACUAGAAAUGCAAAGUUCUUAGAAGUCAAUGAAUAUCCAGAGCAUAUUAAACGAUUAGUAGAAAAAGAAAAGGAACUGGAAGAACAAGAAAAGAGGCAGCGUGAAAUAGAACGCAAUACUUGCAAGAUAAAAUUAUUCUGUAUGCAUCCUGUAAAACAAAUAAUGAUGGAAAAUAAACUGGAAGUUCAUAAAGAUAAGACUCUGAAGGAAGCUGUGGAGAUAGCUUAUAAGAUAAUGGAUUUAGAAGAGGCAGUUCCUUUGAAUUGCUGCCGUCUUGUUAAAUAUGAUGAGUUCCAUGAUUAUCUGGAACGAUCCUAUGAAGAAGAAGAUGACAUUGCAAUGGGAAUCUUGCUUGGUGGUGUUAAAUCAACCUACAUGUUUGAUCUUCUUCUGGAAACCAGGCGACCUGAUCAGUCUUUCCAAUGUUACAAACCUGGUGAAGUCAUGGUAAAGGUUCAUGUUGUUGACCUAAAACAGGACACAGUGGCUCCUCCAAUUAGUGUCCGUGCUUAUUUGAACCAAACAGUUACAGAAUUCAAGUAUCUCAUUUCGAAGGCUGUACAUUUACCUGCUGAAACAAUGCGUGUUGUUUUGGAACGUUGCUAUAAUGAUUUGCGUCUUCUCAGUGUGGCUAACAAAACACUUAAAGCUGAAGGCUUUUUUAGGAGCAAUAAAGUAUUUGUUGAAAGUUCUGAUUCUCAAGAUAGACAGCUGCCAUUUACAGAUUCACAGUUAUGGAAACUCCUAGAUCGCCAUGCAAAUACAAUCAGACUGUAUGUUUCAUUACCGGAACAGUCUCCUGGAUCAUUGUUCAGAAGGACAAUAUUUCAAAAGGCGAGUGGAGAUUCAGGCAGUUUAGAUGCAAAUUGUGAAGCAGGGAAAGGAUCUUUACCUAAUGCAAAAUCUGUAGAAGCUAUCCUAGAAGAGAGCACUGAAAAACUUAAAACCUUGUCCUUACAGCAACAGCAGCAGGAAGGAGAUAAUGGCGACAGCAGCAGAAGCACAGAGGCCAGUGACUUUGAAAAUAUUGAAUCGCCUUCCAAUGAGGCAGAUUCAUCAGCAUCAAUUGAAAACCAGGAACUCGAAAACCAAAUACAGGUUUCUGAUACAGAUAAUUUCCAAUCAGAGGAGCGGUCAGAUUCCGAUUUGAACAAUGACAGAAGCACAAGUUCAGUGGACAGUGAUAUUCUUAGUUCCAGCCACAGCAGUGACACGUUAUGCAAUGUCGAUAAUGCCGCUAUAUCCUUAGCGAAUGGACUUGAUUCACACAGCAUAACAAGCAGUAGGCGAUCCAAAGCCAACGAAGGGAAAAAGGAAACAUGGGAUACGGCCGAAGAGGACUCUGGAACCGACAGUGAAUAUGAUGAAAGUGGGAAAAGCAGGGCAGAAGCCCAGUUUAUGUACUUCAAGGCAGAACCCUACAUUGCAGAAGAAGGUUCAGGAGAGGGGCAGAAAUGGUUGUUGAUUCAUGUUGAUAAAAGAAUUACACUCUCUGCCUUCAAACAACUCUUGGAGCCGUUUGUUGGAGUUCCAUCUUCUCAGUUUAAGGUCUUUCGAAUUUAUGCCAGCAAUCAAGAAUUUGAGAGUGUCCGGUUGAAUGAGACUCUUUCAUCCUUCUCAGAUGAUAACAAGAUAACUAUCAGGUUUGGAAGAGCACUGAAGAAAGGGGAAUACAGAGUCAAGGUUUACCAACUUUUAGUGAAUGAUCCAGAGCCCUGCAAGUUUCUUAUAGAUUCAGUUUUUGCUAAGGGAAUGACUGUGAGGCAAUCAAAAGAGGAGUUACUUCCUCAGCUCAGGGAGCAAUGUGGGCUGAAUUUGACUGUUGACAGAUUUCGUCUAAGAAAGAAGACUUGGAAAAAUCCAGGGACUGUGUUUCUGGAUUAUCAUGUCUAUGAAGAAGAUAUUAAUAUUUCAAGUAACUGGGAGGUUUUCCUAGAAAUACUUGAAGAAGCAGAAAAAAUGAAAUCUAUGUCACAACUUGCUGUUCUGUCAAGAAGAUGGAGGCCAUCAGAGAUGAAACUGGAUCCUUUUCAAGAAGUAGUUUUAGAGAACAGCAGUGUUGAUGAAUUAAAAGAAAAGCUUUGCGCAAUAAGUGGAAUCGUCUCAGAAAAUAUUGAAUUUGCAAAGGGUAGAGGGACAUUUCCAUGUGAGAUCUCCAUUCUAGAGAUACAUCAAGAUUUGGACUGGAAUCCGAAGGUUUCCACACUGAAUGUAUGGCCUCUCUACAUCUGUGACGAUGGAGCAGUAAUAUUUUAUAGGGAUAAAACCGAAGAAAUGGUGGAACUAACUGAAGAACAGAGAAAUGAACUCAUGAAAAAAGAAAGCAGUAGACUUCAGAAAACUGGACAUCGUGUGACCUACUCCCCUCGUAAAGAAAAAGCACUAAAAAUAUAUCUUGAUGGAGCGCCAAAUAAAGAUUUGACUCAAGACUGAUAUUUAUUUCAGCAUUUUCUCUGGGAAAUUUUUCUUAAGUGUGAAAAAGGUACACAACUACUGUGUAGUGCCAUUAUGGCAGGACAUUAGGUAUAAAGAAGAGGCAUCAGCACUGAUUGGUAAAGGACAGCCCAGUCCAGUUCAGUGCCCAGUCAAAUCCCCGUUUGACUUGGAAUCACGUUGUGCACUAUAGUCAAAUGUACUGUAAAGAGAAAAGGGAUGUGCAAAUAAAAACCCAGAAAAGCGGGGAGGGUAAUCGGCAAAAAUUGGAGAUAAAUGUGCACAUAGCAGUAGCUAGUCAACUAGCCACAGACAGGAUAUUCAUAGCUUAAUAAAAGCUGUGCAAAGGCCAUGAAUGAUUUUUGUUUUGUUUUUUCACUGAUACACACAUUACCUCACAGAAGAUUUCUGAAGUAAAUGUGACAGUGGUUUUUAUAAAAGCAAAGAUGUGGAAAUGGACUAGAAAUGUGAUGAAAUUGGCAAAACUCAUCCCUUAAAGCUUACAGGUUUAACUCAUUGGACUCAUCUUCCAUGAAGCGAAGACACCUGGAGAAAAAGUAUUUUUAGUAAAAGUUACCAUUGCCAGCAGGUGGUGUUUAUUUUGCAGAAGUGUUGUAACUGAUUUUUAGUUAGGUUAUGAAUAAUGGCAGUCACUAUUCUGUUCAGUGUGUAAAUACUAUUUUGCUCUCCUGAGUUACCAGAAAUACAUUUCAAUUGCUUACUAUGGUAUUUCUUUCCACAUAUCAAUAUUCACUGUGUACAUUUAAGAGUAUAGCUGGCUAUUUAAAUUUGUAUCCCUUUUGUUUUGGGGGGGGCAACGUUGGGUACUUAGAUUUGUAAUGUUUCCUUGUUAAUGAGUUUCAGGGCUUUUUGUUUGAUUAGCUACUUAUUUUUGUACAUUUUUGGACUGGGAUUCUUUCGAGUUUGCUUUUUCUAGCAUCAUUGCAAAUCACACUUUUUCUUGAGAGUUGAUUCAUAGUUUUUAUAUGUAGCUUUUUUUAAAUGAAUGGCCUUCAUUUAACACCUCCCAGUAUAGUUUGCAGUAGUUCAAAAUGUGGUACAGAUUGAUGCAGAACAUAUGAUUUCAAUGCAAAGCAUAUAUGAGAUUUAAUUUGCUACAUAAGAGCAAUUACAGACAAUAUCAUAGAGGGGUUUCUUUUUCUUUUCUCUUUUUGAAAAUGCUAUCUAAUUUAUAUCAGUCAAAGGUUUUGGUAAAUUUUUCCAUGCCAGAUGCUGUUUACAACCAUGAACAUGCAAAUAAAACAUUUGUUCAUUCUAUUGUUA